GGAAUCCUGAGCUGGAUUGAAGGGAAAGGCCCAUGAUCUCCCGCUAGAGGGGCCCAGAUGGGGUGGACCCAGGGGUGGCUGCCCGGGGCCGGAGCACCAGUCUCUUGUCCCCGGGCGCCGCCCCCGUGUCCCGCCCGCCCCACGCUCCGCCCCGGUCGCCGCUCGUCCCGCGUGGGAGCCGACCCGGCUCAGCCUGAUUUACGGCUCUGCUGAAAACCGCUAGCGCGGCUCCCGCAACAUCAGCACCGGCGGCUGCAGCGGCAGCAACAAGUCGGGACUUUCAGAGUGAUGCAACAGACCACUUUUGAGGAAAGCCGGUACCGUUGGCAGGACUCGCUGGAGAAUGUUGCUGUGUGCCUGCCAUUCCGCUGCCCGAGGUGUGGAGACCAUACCAGAUUUAGAAGCUUGUCGUCCUUGAGGGCCCAUCUGGAAUUCAGUCAUAGCUACGAGGAGCGGACCCUCCUGACAAAAUGCAGCCUCCUGCCAUCUCUCAAGGACACAGAGCUACUCAGGUCCUCAGACCUCCCGAAGCAGGGAAAACUGCUUCGGGGCCACGCGAAGGUGACCAAGCAGAAGCCGAGCUAUGUUAACUUAUAUAGCAUCUCCCACGGGCACUCCAAGGACACGAAACCCUUUGAGGUGGUGGCAGAGAGGCCCGUGUCCUAUGUGCAGACCUACACGGCCGUGGACAUUCGGGCUGACUCUCUGGAUGCUCCCCGGUCCAGCCCUGGACUCCCCACCCAAGAUACCAAAGCUGCUUUCGAGGCUCACGUCCGGGAAAAGUUCAAUCGCAUGGUAGAGGCCGUGGACAGGACCAUCGAGAAGAGAAUCGACAAACUCACCAAAGAGUUGGCCCAGAAAACCGCCGAACUGUUGGAAGUCCGGGCGGCCUUUGUGCAGCUGACUCAGAAGAAGCAAGAAGUUCAGAGGCGAGAACGCGCCCUGAACAAACAGGUCGACGUGGCUGUGGAAAUGAUCGCGGUGCUGAAGCAGCGCCUGACGGAAUCUGAGGAGGAGCUCCUGAGGAAAGAGGAAGAAGUCGUCACCUUCAACCAUUUCCUGGAAGCAGCGGCAGAGAAGGAGGUCCAGGGAAAAGCGAGGCUCCGGGACUUUAUUGAGAACCUGCUGCAACGGGUGGAAUUGGCGGAGAAGCAAUUGGAAUACUAUCAAAGCCAGCAGGCUUCCGGUUUCAGCCAUGACACUAGCGAGCACGUGCUCACAGACAUCUCAUCGAACAGGAAGCCCAGAUGCCUAAGCCGAGGGCACCAGCCUUCUGUGUGCAAUCAUUCUGAGCUGAGGACUCAUUUCCAUCUGAAAGGGAGAAGCUACCUGAAGAAAGCCAAGGAUGAUCGAGCAGGGAUGCAGCCCGCCAAGGCCAUUCACGAACAGGCUGAGUCUCCGAGAGAAUUCUUCAGACCAGCCAAGAAAGGGGAGCACCUGGGCCUGAGCCGGAAAGGGAACUUCAGGCCCAAAAUGGCUAAAAAGAAGCCUACAGCAAUCGUGAAUAUCAUCUAACGCUUGGGCAGCUCCAAAGUAUCACAACGGGGCUUAUGGAAUGGUGUUCCAGGGGCCAACAGCGCUGUCCUUUUAGACGUGUGGCCGUAGGAAGACAUAGCAGGAACACAGGGAACACAACACACAGGGUCACUCUGAUUAACCAGAAUUUAACACAGAGGGUCUCAGUAAGCCAAGAUUUUAUUUUGACCUCCUUUAGGUGCAAGGGGAAUUACAACAAAUAAAAAAUAAUAAUAAAGUAAAACUUGAAGCACUCACAUUGUAUAGUUCUGGUAAACACGAACCUGUUACUUCUUAAAUCAUUGGCCAGUCUCCCACAGACCUGGCACCAGGGGUUCGUCUACCCGGUCCUCAUUUAGUAUGUGGGCUGCACAAGAUGCCAGACUCUGGUGUCCACUGCUCUCUGAAUUAUGAGGCAAGGAAUAUGACUGUGAAGUUCUUCUACUUUAAAGAAAAAAUAUUAUUUUUGGUGUUCUUGCUAUGCUAUAUAGCCCUGGCUGGCUUGGAGCUUCAUAUAUACACCAGGCUAGCUUUGAACCUGCAGCAAUUCUCCUGCCUCUGCCUCCUGAGUGCUGGAAGUACAGUGUGUGCCACCACACCCCAGCUGGGAGUGUAAAGCUCUUAUUGAGAACAGUGAAAUAAAAGGCUUUUGUUGUUUGUUUCUGAGUAGACUCCCUUUGAUGCAUUUGAAAGUCACUAUGGUAAAGGUUUCUUACCCUUGAGUAUUCUGGUUAAUCAAGACUUUAAUCUCCGGGUGGGUUACAGGCUGCCUUCAGUUAGACCUCGGUUCUCUUUGCCAGGUGGCUUUUAGAGUUGAUUGAGUCACAUCCGGGUCCUUCAAAGCAUAUUUAUUCAGGGCGCACCCCUCCUGCCUUCUUCAGCUAAGCACGCUGUACCCUCAAGAGCUGUCUAUCAGCCUCUGUAGAGAUAGCUGCUAAAAACCCUUGGGGUCCGCAGCGUCUUUAAUUUGGCGCCCAAGUGCUUGAUUGCUAGAGGAGGGCAUAUUCAGGGUACCAUGGCCAUCCUGGCUAUGCUGCCGGAACGCCCAAUAUUCUACCAUCACCUGCUUCUCUGGAAGUACCACCGGCAUGCUACUGGUUUCUUAUGAGCAUGCUCUUUGCUAACUUCCGUUUCCACCCGGAAGCUCACUUUGCCGCCUGUUGCUUCUAUGGCUGGUGUACACUCUCCUUCCUGUCAGGCACAUGUCUGGGUUGUUCAUUGUGCGGUGCAUUCUACUGUAAUUUCAGAUGAAAAAGAAUGCAUGUGGAAUAUGGCCUGUGGCAUUGCCCUCCCCAAGUGGCAUUUUCCCAUUUGAAAAAAAAAAAAAAGAAAGAAAGAAAAACUUUCAAAAAUUUCCUGGUUUAAAAUUUUCUUCCAGAAGGAUUUUUUAUAUUUUUCCUUAAAUUGAGCAACACCAUCAGGUCUCUAGAGUAUAUUUGUGCUGACAUUCUUCCUAAAACAAGAUUAAUGUUGUCCGUAAGUAUAUACAUACAUAUAUAUUAUAUACACUAUAUAUAUGUCAAGUAUAUGAAUAGUUUAUUUUUAAAUACUCAUGGAGAAAGUGUGUGUUUGUGGUGGGUGGCUUAAAAACGAUAUAGCCUUGUUUCUGUAAAUCAAAUUCCUUUACUUUAUAAAUUAAGAGUGUAACCUAACAUUAGUAGAAUUAUUGUUAUUGCAACAAGCAUCUGAUUAGCAUAUUAUAUUAAAAAUAGAUAAUAAAGCAGUUCUUUGGGAUGACAAUAAAUUGAAAAGGAGAACUCGUCAUUUUCAGGUGCUUUGAACCUGUCCUUGUGGAGGAGAGGUCGUUGUUUGAGUCUUCACUGACUUCCGGCCUAGGGCCUCAGAUCUUCGUGUGGUGUGCAGGCAGAUUCUAAGUGGGGAAAGGAAUAGCUGAGGAGCCUAUCACUGCUGAGACUGACGUUGUGAAAGCUGUAAUGUUAUUAUUUAUUCGGAUAAGGAAUUUCCUCCAUAGCUAUUAUUGAUGUUUAUAUCAUGGUGGUGACUUAGCUUUGCCCACACAGAAAAUGUGACUUGCCCAUUGUGUCGCAUGCCCCCUGUCCCGUAGCGUGUGCACAGUAAGAGCACCUCGGUUUUGACGAUCACAUAGAUUUGUUUCGUCUUUUAUUUAAACUAAGUCAUUUUUGGUGUUUCUUU
Molecule: messenger RNA, 3669 nt
Organism: Arvicanthis niloticus (Nile rat)
Lineage: Eukaryota; Metazoa; Chordata; Mammalia; Rodentia; Muridae
Gene: Znf365
Product: zinc finger protein 365
Biological process (GO): telomere maintenance; regulation of DNA strand resection involved in replication fork processing; regulation of double-strand break repair via homologous recombination
Source: RefSeq, a predicted model, not a curated record